UCUUCUUUAAUCAGGAUUCUCCAUUACUGGGCCUCCAGCUCUUUCACGUAAGGUCGACCUUGGUUCCAUUUCAACGCAAACUGCUAUUGUGCUAUUCAAUCUUCAUCACGUAAUCGGAAACAGUGCGCCUUCAUCUUCUUUUCCUCUGCAUCACUCUGUUCAAUCCAUGCUCAGCCUCCCUAUGAAAUUGAAAAUCCAAUGGACUACACCACUGUGCCUGAAUUGCAGCCAAAUCCAAUGCCAGCACCCCUUUCUUCUUACCCACCUUCUGUAGCCGCUUAUUUUCCCCCAUCAUACCCUCCCCAUUACCAAUUAUACCUUCAAAACCCUAAUCCUUCUUCUGCAGAGCCUCAAUCUUCUAUUGGAACUCAAGGAUUUCAUGGUGGCACCGGUGCUGAACCUGGGGCGAACCCUCCUGGUGUUGUUGCUUCCUAUGCCCCCUUGACCUCCGAUUCAGUUAACCAUCUGACUCACGAAGCCCAUGCUGAUUACUCGUAUGCUCACAACCCUAUUGCAGAUUCUAGCUCCGGAUACUAUUUUGGCCCAAAUGCUCAGAAUUGGGCUGCUACGGAGGCUGUUAGGCAGUUCGGGGUGGACCCGGCUGGCUAUGGAGCAGCUAUCCCCGUGGCUUCAACUGGGUCGGAGCAAUUGGCUGCUGCAAAUACUAACUCUGUUUGGUGGGCUAACACCACGACCCAGCCUCAUGGAAAUGGAGCAUGGAAGAAACACCCGAAGAAACCAAAAACUAAGGUUGUCCAAUCUGCAUAUUGUGAAGUUUGCAAGGUAGAUUGUACCAGCAAAGAUGUUCUGGACCAGCAUAAGUUAGGAAAGAAGCACAAGAAGAACUUGGAGAAAUUAAAAGAAGCAUUAAGAGUGCCACAAGUUCCUGUUCCACCCGCGGUGCCACCUAAUCCUGUGAUAGGACCUCAACCGGAGGGAGACAAAAGCAAAUCUGGUGGUAAGAGUAAGAGUAAAAGGAAAGCGAUUGAAACACCAGAAGAUUUGGAGAAAAAGAAAAAGAAGGUUCUUGAAGGUGGGGCAGCCGCAGAAGCAGUUAAAAUAUGUACGAUUUGUAAUGUGGUCUGUAAUAGCGAGACGGUAUUUAAUUAUCACCUUGCAGGGCAAAAGCAUGCUGCUGUGAUGAAGAAACAAGCUUCUUUGCAAAAAUAAAUAAAUGCGAGCUGAUUACAAUUUUGAGUUA
This is a messenger RNA of Neltuma alba, 1201 nucleotides long. RefSeq names its product zinc finger RNA-binding protein. Lineage: Eukaryota; Viridiplantae; Streptophyta; Magnoliopsida; Fabales; Fabaceae. The record is from RefSeq and is a predicted model, not a curated record. Gene Ontology annotation, molecular function: zinc ion binding; nucleic acid binding. Bases 199 to 1170 code for a protein of 323 amino acids. The transcript is spliced from 2 exons.